AGAGUUUAUAUUUUUACAGUUUUUGAUGAUAACUAGACUGAAUCUAUGUGAUUUGUAUGGUUUGAAACUAUGUUUCGAUUGUUGACUCGAGCUGUGUCAAAAACAAGAUAUGGAAUUUUAUGUCAAAAUUCAACAAAAAAGUGCAUUCCUGCAUCAUUUUUGAAGAACUCUUAUAGCAUUGAAGCUACUGAUGAUAAACCACAAUAUCCUGGAUAUAAAACAGAAUAUGUUCAUAAACUCGAGUUUUUGGAACCAAAUACUGAAGAUGGAAUUCCUGUUUAUCGAGUGAUGUCAAGGGAAGGAGCGAUUAUAGACGAGACUCAAGACCCAAAGUUAGACAAUGAAACUUUGGUCAAAAUGUACAAAAGCAUGUCAAUGCUUAAUUCAAUGGACAGAAUCAUGUAUGAAUCUCAAAGACAAGGAAGAAUCAGUUUUUAUAUGACGAACUAUGGGGAAGAAGGCACACAUGUAGGAAGUGCUGCCGCUCUAGAAGAUAGAGACCUAGUUUUUGGACAAUAUAGGGAAGCAGGUGUACUUAUGUGGAGAGGUUUCUCAUUGGGUGAAUUCAUGGACCAAUGUUAUGCAAAUAUAAAUGAUCCGGCACAAGGAAGACAAAUGCCUGUUCACUACGGAUCAAAAAAACUUAAUUUUUACACAAUUAGUUCUCCACUUGCAACACAAAUGCCACAGGCUGCUGGUGCUGCAUAUGCUGUUAAACUAAGCGAAGAACCUGACAGAUGUGUUAUUUGUUACUUUGGGGAAGGAGCUGCUUCAGAAGGUGAUGCUCAUGCUGCUCUUAAUUUUGCAGCAACAUUAGAUGCACCUUGUAUAUUUUUUUGUAGAAACAAUGGUUAUGCUAUUUCUACUCCCACAUCUGACCAAUACAGAGGAGAUGGUAUAGGAGGCAGGGGUCCUGGAUAUGGUAUCAUAACAAUCCGAGUUGAUGGUAAUGACUUACUUGCUGUGUAUAAUGCGACUAAAAGAGCAAGAAAAAUUGCUGUGGAGGAAAGCAGACCAGUUCUAAUUGAAGCAAUGACAUACAGAGUUGGACACCACAGUACCAGUGAUGACAGUAGUGCAUAUCGAUCUGUUGAUGAAGUUAAUUAUUGGGAUAAAAAGGAUCAUCCAAUCAACAGGUUUAGGUUAUACAUAACUAAGAGGGGUGCGUGGGAUGAUGACAAGGAUAAAGAAUGGAAAAAGCUAAGCAGAAAACAGAUAAUGGAAGCAUUUGCCGCAUCUGAGAAACGAUUGAAACCUUCGCCGAAACAUUUAUUCACGGACGUGUAUCAUGACGUUCCAGCUCAUUUACAAAAACAAAUGAAUGAAAUGAGGGAACAUGUCAAAAAAUAUAAGGAACACUACCCUUUAAAUAAUCAUGAACCCAUGUAAUUUUAAAACUUAUUGAUUUAAAACCGCUGAUUUGUAAGUCUGCUUGCCAUUGUAAGAAAGAAAAAACGGAUAUAAAUUGGACGAUAGUAAAACUCGCACUAUGUGCCUAAAUAACCAAACGUACUCGUGAUGAUCAUGUAUUUAUUUUUGUCUUAUUCUAUAUUGCAAUUUUGAUGAGAGAAUACACAAGAUAUUUUAAUGUAAA
Messenger RNA from Styela clava, 1594 nucleotides. RefSeq names its product 2-oxoisovalerate dehydrogenase subunit alpha, mitochondrial-like. Lineage: Eukaryota; Metazoa; Chordata; Ascidiacea; Stolidobranchia; Styelidae. The record is from RefSeq and is a predicted model, not a curated record. Gene Ontology annotation, cellular component: oxoglutarate dehydrogenase complex. Gene Ontology annotation, biological process: branched-chain amino acid catabolic process. Gene Ontology annotation, molecular function: oxidoreductase activity, acting on the aldehyde or oxo group of donors, disulfide as acceptor.